Fusarium sp. VM40 is the source of this 969-nucleotide messenger RNA. NCBI's taxonomy places the organism in Eukaryota, Fungi, Ascomycota, Sordariomycetes, Hypocreales, Nectriaceae. The record is from the annotation of a GenBank genome assembly.
AUGGUUCAGUUUACUCAAAGAACCAACUCAAACAUGUCGGGUCUGCCGACCGAGGAAGCCGUCGCAGACACCAAGGAAAGAACUCCCGUCCCAGACCGCAUCAAAAAUGCCAUCAUCAUCGUCAUCGGAGAGUUCUGCGGAACUUUCAUGUUCUUGCUCCUCUCCUUCAUCGGUGCCCAGACUGCCCUCGUUACCAACAAUCCCUCCAACCCUUCUGCCGGACUUGAGCCCUUCAGCCUCAUGUACAUUGCUGCUUCCUUCGGAACUGCUCUCGCUGUCAAUGUCUGGAUCUUUUACCGUGUUAGCGGUGGCAUGUUUAACCCGGCUGUGACUCUCGGUCUGGUUCUCGUCGGCGCCGUGCCACCUCUCUAUGCCGUUGCCAUCAUUCCUACACAGCUGGUUGCCGCCAUUACCGCUGCGGGUAUCACGAAAGCUCUCAUCCCCGGCCCGCUCCUUGUCACCAAUGCUCUCGGCAAUGGCACAAGCAUCGCCCAGGGUGUCUUUAUCGAGAUGUUCCUCACAGCGCAGCUCGUCCUGACUGUCUACUUCCUUGCCGUCGAGAAGCAUCGCAGCACCCAUCUUGCCCCCAUCGGCAUCGGCAUCUCUGUCUUCAUUGCCCACAUCUGUGCGACCAACUGGACGGGCACAUCCAUCAACCCUGCCCGAUCCUUCGGUCCUUCCGUCGUCGCUGGCUUCAACGGCUACGACUGGAUCUACUACAUCGGACCCUUCAUGGGCUCUCUCCUUGCCUUCGGCUGCUACAAGAUCUUUAAGGUGCUCGAGUAUCAGACCGCCAAUCCUGGUCAGGAUGAUGACGACUUGGAGAGAAACUCAGGAGGCCAUCACUUCUUCAAACGCGAGAAGGAGGAGCCUGUGUCCCAUUCCCACACCGACAUGAUCGAGCCCAAGGACCACGGCGUUCCUCGGCGAAACGACAGCGUCAUUGACGGUCAGAUGCCGCCUGUCUAA